AUGGCACGCAAAAGAAAAGCACAGACGCUCGGGGGGCCGAAUGAGAAGCAUUCCGGAUGCAAGAAGGCGAAGUUGGAUCUGACCAAGAGUCAGGUCAAACAUUCGGUCCUGCAGCAGUACUACGACACUGUUCAGACACUCCGCGAAUACCUGCUUUCAAAGCUGCCAGGCUCUUCGAGACUUCGUCGCAAAAAGAUUGCCUCGUUGGGUAAGGACGAGAUUCAGCCAAGCAAGGAAGGUCAUGAUUUGAUACUGGAGCUGUCCUUGUUACUGGACACGACCCUGGUUUGCACACAUCAUCGCCCCCAGGCUCAGACCGAUUCUCGAUGGGAGCAAUGGAGGUCCUUCUCGCAAAAGGCUGACGAGUCUAUCGUAUCGGCUUCGGGCGAUCUGGCCAGUGCUACUUGCUCACAAUCAGAGGUGCCUCCGUGCAACCCCAACAGCUUUGUAUCUCAGGCUGACUAG
This is a messenger RNA of Colletotrichum spaethianum, 465 nucleotides long. RefSeq lists its product as uncharacterized. NCBI's taxonomy places the organism in Eukaryota, Fungi, Ascomycota, Sordariomycetes, Glomerellales, Glomerellaceae. The transcript has a single exon. The coding region runs from base 1 to 465 and encodes 154 amino acids. The record is from RefSeq and is a predicted model, not a curated record.